Molecule: messenger RNA, 5051 nt
Organism: Seriola dumerili (greater amberjack)
Lineage: Eukaryota; Metazoa; Chordata; Actinopteri; Carangiformes; Carangidae
Gene: cdhr2
Product: cadherin related family member 2
Exons: 31
Coding region: 24-3902 (1292 amino acids)
Biological process (GO): homophilic cell-cell adhesion
Cellular component (GO): plasma membrane; catenin complex
Molecular function (GO): cadherin binding; calcium ion binding
Source: RefSeq, a predicted model, not a curated record
GUAAAGGAGAAGCUUGCCUGUGAAUGUUGUCUGACAUGGAGGGGAUCACAGGAAGUAUUCUACUGUUGUGCCUCAUCGGCUUAACUAAUGCAAAUACCAGUCCUGCAAUCCAGACUUUCCUUUACAAUUUGUGUGAAGACAUCCCCAUAGGUGGCUAUGCGUUUACUAUAAACGCAAGUGACGCAGAAGGUGACGCACUAACCUAUACGCUCACUGGGCCCAAUGCUGUUUACUUCACUGUUGGCAGGAACACUGGGGUUGUAACAGUCAAUAGGGCCCUAGAUAGAGAGAGUGGUGACUUAAUGAAGCUUGAAGUUGAAGUCUCUGAUGGUCCCAAUAAUACACCAGGACAAUUAAAUCUAGUAUUAUUAGAGGCCAACGACAACAAACCCAUAUUUCAGGAGUCUUCAUAUGAUGUUCAGAUCCCAGAAAAUACCAGUGUAGGUACAACUCUGUUUAGAGUGCAGGCCACUGAUGCAGACACUGGAACUGCUGGUGUUGUUCAGUACAGCAUUGAUGAAGUUACUCCAAAUGAGGGAUUCGGUUUGUUCAGCAUCGUAAGCACAACUGGUGAAGUCAAGUUAAACGGACUUCUGAAUUAUACUGCACUGAGCACUUUCUAUCGGCUUAAGAUUAACGCAACUGAUGGUGGAGGCCGGUGUCAUUUUAAAGAAAAUAAGUUCUUCUCAAGUAUUGCAUUUUCCUUCAUUACGGUUGUGGAUGUCCCAGACCUGGACCCACAGUUCAUCAGUCUUCCCUACAUAGCGAGAGUUGCGGAGGAUUCCCCUCUGGACUCGUCUGUGUUCAAAGUGACUGCCAUAGACCAAGACACAGGAGUCAAUGAUGAGAUCAUCUAUAGCAUUGAAGACUCGACAGAAGGUGGCCUGUUCGGGAUCUCGAGAGAUGGUGGCGUCAUAAAAGUGUUGUCAGCAAUUGACAGAGAAGUUAUUGGUGAUACUGUUACCCUGACUGUAAAGGCCACCGAGUCUAAACCAAACAUCCACGGGUUACAAGCCACCGCCACGGCAGCUGUACUUAUCAACAUUAAUGACAUCAAUGACAACAAGCCGGAGUUUUACAAGUGUGAAGAGUCAGGAGCCUGUGUGAUGAAGACUCACUUCACAGGAGACGUCUUGGAGCACUCGCUGGGGUCUGUUCCCAUCAACAUGACGGUCAAAGAUCCUGAUAAGAUUUCCAAAACUAAACUAAGCCUGGAGGGAGCUGACAAGGACGUGUUUUCUGUGGAGCCUCAAUUUACCACAUCAGAUAGCCUCGUUCAGCUUCUGGUCAAGCAGCCGCAAAAACUAGACUUUGAAGAAAAACAGCAAAUGGUUCUGCAGGUGGUCGCCAUAGAUGAAGAAAACCCCAGCUUCCACUCCACUGCUACAGUUACUAUUAACAUCAAUGACGCCAAUGACAACAGCCCCACGUUCCCAGAGGACACAUAUAAGCUGAAUGUGACUGAGCACUCUGAUGUUGGGACAGAAGUGGCCAGAAUUACUGCAGAGGAUCCUGACACGAUGGAUCAAGGCUUCAUCACCUACAGACUUCUUCCAGACAGCAUCCUACCAUAUUUUGACGUGCAGCCAAAUACGGGGAUCAUUUAUGUGAAAAACCAAACUCUGUUGGAUCGUGAGGUCAGAUCUGUGUAUUCAGCGACCCUGCUGGCCAAAGACAAAGACGAGAAACCCGGCUCCACAGUGCUGGAGAUCACUGUGACUGACAUCAACGACCAGCAUCCAGUCAUCAACAGAGAAUCUUACCUGGUGUUUGUGGAAGAGGGUGGACAGUUUGAAGUUAAGAUAGAGGCUACUGAUGCAGAUGACCCUGAUACAGCAAACAGCCAAAUCGUGUAUGGAAUCAUGCCAAGCAUGUACAGCGGGAACUUCACCAUCGACCCAAACACCGGUGUGUUGAGGAACAACGGGAUCCUGGAUCGUGAGGCCCUGGACCCGCUGCUGAAUGGAAGGAUCGAACUCAACAUAACUGCUACUGACAAGGGAGAUACUCCAUUGUCCACUGUGGUUCCAGUUUUUAUCACUGUUGAGGAUAUCAAUGACAAUAUGCCACACUUUGAAGCCUCGUCUUACAAAUUCAGUGUUAAAGAAGGAGAAAAAGGUGCAUAUGUGGGUUCUGUUUUCGCGGAGGAUUUGGACCAAACGACAGACUUUAACCGCAUCUCUUUCAGCAUCAUCGAUGGAAGCUUCGGCAGCUUCAUCAUUCGCACAUUUGCAGACAAGUUGGGUUACAGGGGAAACAUCACUGUGGACCCUGACAUUGAGUUGGACUACGAAAGCACUCGCAAGCAGUUCAACCUGCGGGUAGAGGCGACAGAUCUGGAGCAGAAAAAAGCUGAAGUGACAGUGGUGGUGGACGUGGUGGACAGGAACGACGAGAGGCCCGAGUUCAAGCCGACAGGGCCCGUGACAGUGAAGGAGAACACCAACAACAGUGAGGCUAUUGGGAGUUUCACCGGGCUGGACAAAGACGGAAACCACUCGCUGGUGUACGAGCUGGAAUCCCUCAAGUGCAGAUGCAACGGUUCCCUGACAACCUGCAGCUGGUUUAUCCUCGAUCCAUCAGGGGAAGUCAGAGUGAACCCGGAGGACACGGUGGACUACGAACAAUGUGAUCAGGCGCUGAUGGAGGCUCGGGUGGUGGACGAGUACACAGAGAAGGGAGAGAACAGCAGCAUUACAACAGCACAAUUGGUGAUCAACAUUGAAGACAUGAACGACAACACUCCAGAAUUCAUUCCCUCAGAUUCUGUGUUUGUUGUGGUGUCAGAGGGUGCAAGUAAAGGGACAUCAGUUGCAGGAGUCACAGCUACUGAUGCUGACUCUGGAGUAAACAGGCAGAUUGACUUUAAAGUAACCGGAGUGAAAUUUCAAGACACCAGCAAUCACACAAAUGAGAUGAGGAUGUUGUUUGAGGCCGUCACCACACAGCAAAAGGACAUUUAUGUUGGGAUUAUACAAACUACCGAAGGGCUUGAAAUGUCACUGAAGGGGAAAUAUUUGGUAACAGUAACUGCAACUGAUACCGGCGGCCUCUCCAGCAACACCGUACUGGAAAUUUUCACAGUGGAUGAAACAUAUAAGGUUGAACUUCAGUUUACAAAAAGCGUUGCUGACGUUGAACUGAGUCGUGAUAAAAUCAUCAGGUCACUUACUGCUGCCACCAAGGCUGCUGUUGAAGUUGUUGCUAUCAAGGCUGACACUGCUGAAACAUCAAGGGCAUCAGACAUCACUGUCAUGGUGGCAUAUUUUGUCUACUCCAACGGGACAGCUCUGACCUCUAAUGACGUGGAGAAGAUGGUCUCUGAUCCUGAGCAUUAUCCUGUGCUGGCAGACCUUGGCCUCAUGUACAUUGGGAAGGCUGCUGUGAUCGAACCAAAUGUAGAUCCUCUAAACUACAUCCUGCUGGGGAUGGUGGGAGGCCUCAUCAUCGUGCUGGCUGUCCUCACCACCUCUCUGUUGUGCACUCGCAGAAACUACAGGAGGAAGCUGAAGGCAGCUAAAGCCAUGAACUCUGCAUCCAUGGUGACUUCUGACAACCAGAAAAGUGGUCCUGUGGUACCUGGAACCAACAAGUACACCAUGGAGGGGGCUAAUCCUGUUCUCAACCUCAACAUCGACACAGCCAUGGUCCUGGACUUGGACGAGGAGAAUUCAGAUGUGGACAAAAUCAGCCUCAACUCGCUGGACUACAGUGAUGAAAUGACCAUGAGUGGAAAGGGCACAAAACUUAACAUGCAGAUGAUCCAGGAGGAAGAGGAGGACGAUAGCAGGCCACCAGAGUACAUUGAGCCUCUUGGUGCAGCGCUGGCCCAGCGGGGACAGAGGAAAGAAAACCCUCUUAUGGGUUUUAGUAACCCUGCAUUCAGCACUACAGACCUGUGAUGGAAACAAUGAAGAGACAGUGACCGAGCUCAGGCCUCAGAUGGACAUAUGUUGCUCCUCUGUAAUCAGGCUGACCAAAUCACAAAUCAAACAUAAUUAUGCAUGAAGGCCUUGUCUUCAAAUAAUCUUCUGUUCUGACCAAUAGUAAAAUAUUAUUGAAAUUCUACUAUGAGUUUUGCACAAGACCUAACGCAUCUAAAGCGAUGAGUUUGCCCGAUGAAAACCUUAUAAUGAUAUCAUUAUACUAUUACUUUGGUUGCUUUCUUUUUCUAAAAAUUUCUUUCUUUCUAUUAAUUGCUCGCUUGCAGAAAGUUAGAUAAGUACAUUCAUGCCACUUCAUAUCAGUUCAUUAAAUAUGACACUACAACUAUUACAUGUAACCUGGUUCUGUCCAAAAAUCAGCCUUCCAGCACCUCGAGAACUCACUAAGAAACACAUAAAAACAUGCUAUAUCCACACAAGAACAGAUUUUCUAAACUUUGGAGAGUCCAGUUGGCUGUUUCCCUCGGUUUCCAGUCUUUAUGGUAAGCUAGGCUAAGCGCUAAACUAAGCUCAGAUAAUCGUAGCUUCACCUUUGCUGUACAGAGAUGAGUGAUAUUGAUCCUCUCAUCUAACUCCCUCAAGGAAGCAAAGAGCAAACUUCCCAAAAUGCCAAUGGCUCGUCCUUUAAAACUGUCUUUACAAAAAUAUCUAGAUAAUGAAAAUCUAUGGAAAAGCAAACAAAACAAUUGUUUGUUGCACAUGUGAAUCACUUUAUUUUGUUCAUAUAUUAAGCAAUGGUUUAAAAAGUGUUUGGUUUGCUUUGAAAUAAACUGUAUUAUAAGUUAUGCCAACACACAAUGCUAUUUUUUGUUGCAGCUGAUGCUACUAGAAAGAAAAUCAAAAAAGAGGAGAAUAUUGCAUAAUGUUGGUGUAUGAAUGAAAACAUUAUUUAUAACUGCAUGUCAGCCUGAAGGUUUAACCUAAUGCAUGUUUCAUUCGUCAGUGUUUGCUUGGGGUUUGAGAUACUUGCUGCUGAAAUAAAACCUCAUGCAGUGUGACGUUGUGACGUCCUACAAGCAGCAGAUGCAAAAAACUAUUUCACUGUUUACUGACAUCUAAAUGAAUGUAUUACAAGUGCAAUCUGUGAAUAAAAUAAUUGUCUUCAAA